Molecule: messenger RNA, 729 nt
Organism: Penicillium mononematosum
Lineage: Eukaryota; Fungi; Ascomycota; Eurotiomycetes; Eurotiales; Aspergillaceae
Exons: 2
Coding region: 1-729 (242 amino acids)
Source: RefSeq, a predicted model, not a curated record
AUGGUCACAUCUCGCACACCGUUGCUAGAGACCGAUUACAAUCUGCACAAAUCAAACAGCACUUACUUUACGGAUCUGGAUGUUUCGCGUACAGCGCUCGUGAGCCGAAUUUACAGUCCUGGAGUCGGCAAUGUGAGCAAGGAGCUAGACCAGGAGUUCCUAGCCGCAAGCAAGAAAGAGGGAAAGCCGGCGCCAAGGCGCAAGCCAGUCCUGAUCGUGCUCGGAUCUGUCUACUGCACAUUCAAGCGCGAAAUCAAACCAUUCGAACUAUAUGAGAUGCACUCUAAGGUGAUCUCUUGGGAUGCAAAGUGGAUGUACAUCCUGACCUGCUUCAUGCGACCUGCACGCCGCAGUGGCGGCGAAAAAGAGCGGCUUCUGCGCGCUAGCGGGUUCCUCCCCACGCCGCCCCCAGAGAGUGAAGCCAAGACCGCACUAGCCGAUGCGGAGUUCUCAGCCGAGACUUCCGACGUUGGAACUCCUGGUAAUGGUGAAGGUAUCACGGCCAUGGGAGGCGUGGAUGAAACACUGGUUCGGGAGGUAUUGAAGAUAAACGAUGACCAGAUUCCUAGCCAGGAGACACUGGAUAAGCAGCAGAAGGAGAAUACUGAUUCGUGGGAUGUUGAAGAGUGGACCUGGGAGCGCAUCGAACAGGAACGUCUGCGGGGACUGGAGGUUGUCGAUGGAUAUACUAAUUUGGAUACCAAGCUGUUCGAUGAAUGGGUGCAAUAG